CUCGCUCUCGCUCUCACUUCUUCACUCUACCCUUUUUUUUACACUUAUGGAAGCUCUAGGAGCGCGCUCCUCCGUGCUCUCGUCGCCGGGGACCGCCGGAGACGCGUCGCCGUCCCUGUCCCUGCCGCUCCGCAGAGCCUCCGCCGCGUUCCCCGGGCUCCGCAGGAGCCCCUCCGCUCUCGCCAUCUCCACGCGCUGGCUGCGCGCUCCACCCCGAAUCGGCGGCCGCCUGCUCGCCGGGGCAGGGGAAGACGGGUCCCUGGACCCUGCCGAUGACACGACUGAUCAGGCGGGAGAUUUUCAAUUACUCGAGAGUAAUGUAACUCUACGCGGAAGCAAUGACAUGGAUACCACUAAACAUGAUGAUGCUGGCACUUCUGGAAGUGGUGGGACUAACACUGGUGGCUCUAGGGCUGGUCUAUUCAGAACACCUAUUUCAGGUGGUGUGCACAGUGCAACCGCUGUUCAUGAUUUACCACCACCAGCUUUGGCUGUUCGCAACCUCAUGGAACAGGCAAGGUUUGCUCAUCUGUGCACUGUAAUGUCUCGGAUGCAUCACCGCCGUGAAGGAUACCCAUUUGGUUCUCUAGUAGAUUUUGCACCUGAUCCAUUUGGCCACCCAAUCUUCUCAUUAUCCCCACUAGCCAUCCACACAAGAAAUUUGUUGGCAGACCCAAGAUGCACCCUUGUUGUACAGGUACCUGGAUGGAGUGGACUAUCAAAUGCACGAGUAACUAUCUUUGGUGAUGUCAUUCCGUUGCCCGUUGAACAACAGGAAUGGGCUCAUCAGCAGUAUGUUUCAAAGCACCAGCAGUGGGCAUCCCAACAGUGGGGUAACUUUUAUUACUACAGAAUGCACACAAUAAGUGACAUAUAUUUCAUUGGAGGUUUUGGUACUGUUGCUUGGAUAGAUGUGAACGAAUAUGAGGCUCUGCAGCCUGACAAGAUUGCAAUGGAUGGAGGGGAACACAAUCUAAAGGAACUCAACUCAAUGUUCUCAAAGCCUCUGAGAGAACUUUUAUCAACUGAUGAAGGAGAGGUAGAUGAUGUAGCUGUUAUUUCAAUGGAUAGCAAAGGCAUUGAUAUCCGUGUUCGACAUGGUGCACAGUUCAACAUCCAGAGGAUAGCUUUUGAGGUGGAUCACAGCGUCGAGACACUGGAUGAAGCCACGGAAGCGCUUAGGAGGAUCAUCAGCAAGUCUAGGUGGCACACAAGGGCUCAAUUAUGAGACGCUCUUGAAGCGGAAGCAGGUUCUGUAAAACGGUUUGUACAGUGCGGCAGUCUUUAUGGUACGCCAAUAAAGGAACUACGUUUCAGAGUUUUGUCUACCGUGAAGGGCCUCGUGUGGGUUGAAUAAACACGCAAUUUGAGAUGUGUUCUUUUGACCGUGAAUUUAGAUUGGAAGCACAAGGCAAUAAUUUAUGUGAAGUUGUCGAUUGACCGAUUGAGCGACAAAGAUAUGGCUCUCUCUGACCUGCUA
This is a messenger RNA of Sorghum bicolor (sorghum), 1480 nucleotides long. RefSeq lists its product as uncharacterized. Bases 47 to 1228 code for a protein of 393 amino acids. Lineage: Eukaryota; Viridiplantae; Streptophyta; Magnoliopsida; Poales; Poaceae. The transcript is spliced from 9 exons. The record is from RefSeq and is a predicted model, not a curated record.